Molecule: messenger RNA, 3292 nt
Organism: Seriola dumerili (greater amberjack)
Lineage: Eukaryota; Metazoa; Chordata; Actinopteri; Carangiformes; Carangidae
Product: sorting nexin-4-like
Exons: 14
Coding region: 29-1342 (437 amino acids)
Biological process (GO): protein transport
Molecular function (GO): phosphatidylinositol binding
Source: RefSeq, a predicted model, not a curated record
UGACAACAGCAGCACCUCAGCAGUAAAGAUGAUGGCAGACUCUGGAAGCAGCGAAGAAGUAGCUGUGAUCGGUAACACCGACCUCACUUCAACUGAAUCAGAGAACAACAUUAUAAACACGAUGGUAGAAAAAGGGACAUCUCUGUUGAGAAAAAUGGAGAUAAACGUGGCAGAGGCAGAAAAGAGAACAGGGAAGAACACGGUUAACAUGCAGGAAACCUACACUGUCUACCUCAUAGAAACACGGCCAGCGGAAACUGUCCCGGAGGGAGGUACACCAGCUGCACCUGACACUUUGUGGAGACGCUAUAGUGAGUUUGAAUUGCUCAGAACUUACCUGCUGGUCACUUACCCCUACAUCAUCAUCCCGCCACUACCAGAGAAAAGGGCAGAGUUUGUGUGGCACAAGCUGUCAGCAGACAACCUUGACCCAGACUUUGUUGAGCGACGGAGAGUCGGCCUGGAAAACUUCCUGUUGCGGGUUGCAUCACAUUCUGUACUUUCGAAUGACGAAAUAUUCUACCGCUUUCUCACAGAGGAGAAGGGAUGGAGGGAGAUGGUUUUGGAGACGGGUUUUCAAGACAAGGCUGACUCCAGGCUAAAGUCUCUGAGUGCCAUGUUCAGAGUCAAGAACCCUGACAAGCGAUUCACAGCAUUGAAACACUACAGUGAUGAACUGAACACUGUGAUCUCUCAGUUACUCAGGGUGCGGGCGAGAGUAGCAGACAGGAUGUAUGGAGUUUACAAGGUCCACGGUAACUACGGCAGAGUCUUUAGUGAGUGGAGUGCUAUAGAAAAAGAGAUGGGAGACGGACUACAGAGUGCUGGCCACCACAUGGACACGUAUGCUGCAUCAAUAGAUGACAUUCUAGAGGAAGAAGAGCACUAUGCAGACCAACUGAAAGAAUACCUCUUCUACACUGAUGCUGUCAGGUCUGUAUGUAGGAAACAUGAGUUGAUCCAGUAUGAGUUGGAGAUGGCAGCUCAGGACCUCGCCCAUAAGAAACAACAGAAAGAAGAGCUGGCCACUGGGACAGUGCGAGUCUUUUCUCUGAAGGGGAUGACCAGUAAACUAUUCGGCCAGGAGAGCCAGGAGCAGAGGGAGAGCAGGUUGGCAGCCCUGGAGCAGAGUAUACAGGAGGGAGAAGAGGCUGUCAAGGAGAAGAACACAGAGUGCCAAGAGUUUGUGCGAACAGCCUGGGAAGACAUUGAACGUUUUAAAGAGCAGAAAGACAAGGAUUUGCGUGAAGCCCUUAUCAGCUACGCCAUUAUGCAGAUCAGCAUGUGUAAGAAGGGAAUCCAGGUGUGGUCCAACGCCAAGGAGUGUUUCAACAAAAUGUGAGCCACUUUUCCAGCCAAUCACACUUCGCACCAAAACAAUAAUCAAUCAGAUUAUACAGACUGGGAGCAUCAGCCAGUCAUACUGCAGUCUUAUGGGAGUGGACCAUGGGAGCCCACAUACUGCUUUCUCUUUGUUUGCUGCGUAAAUUGAAGCUACUGAGAAUAAUUCUGUCUCCUUUUCUCUCUCACACACAUGCACACACACAUUUAUUUCGACGAAAGUACCAAGUCAGAGUCAUUUAGUGAGACCAUUCCUUUUAAAUCCAAGUGCCUUAACAGCACCACCUUUACAUUCUGCUGAUGUUACCUUCAAACUGCAGCCCCCUCCAAAUUUUCAAUGCUCAGCCUUAGUUGCACAGCUGACAGCAUAUCCAAGAGGAUAAUUCUGCAUGAAUAAUGCUUGAUAGUUACCUGUUGGGAAUAGCUGUUCAGUGUAUUUCAGUUGUAACCCCUCUCUAUUUCUCACCCUGAAAAAAAAGUUUACACAGCAGAGUGCUACAUAAUAUUUAGUCACGAACGGCUGCACAUUUUAGCCAGUGGUUCAUUAGACUCAUUUUAGAAUUACAUCUUUCAAAGAAAUUCAAAGAAACUGUGGUAUGUGCUUUUCCAUAUUUAUUUUAGGUAGGAUUUUCACACAAAUUAAACUGCAGUUAGAUGUCUUGAAGAAUCAAAAUAAAACUUCUUGUUAUAGGUAGCAAUAUUGAACAGCAUCAUGAUAACAUUGCGGCUAAUUUUGCACUUUUAAACUUAUUAAUUGUCACCGCACCAAAGCUUUUACUUUGAUAAUUGGUCAGAAAUUCAUAUUGUCUAAAUGCAAGAGCAUCUUUAAACUGGGACAUUUUGUAGCGACAGUUCCCUGGAGUUAUCCUGAAAAAUGUUGCCAGAGAUUUGCCUCAGACUUUUUCACAGCCUCUAAUAAUAAAUGUAAUCAUUUGAAAUUCUACUUAAUAAAAAUGUCAGGUGUAAAUUAAUUUAUUUUUUUUUAAAUGCAGUAAAUCAAACUGUAUGGCAAAGAAACACGGACCAUACUUCAGAAAGCCACUACACAUUCACAUUUCCUUAUUUCCUUACAUUUUAUGUACAUUCGUGAUGAAGUCAGUCUUCAUGCUGUUAUUGAUUGAAAGCCGACCAAAGUGCUUAUGACCAAGUACCCGUGUAGUACAGAUCAUAGGUGGGAAGAAGAAGAAGGGGAGAUUAACAAGGUUGGGGAAUUUUUUUUUUUUCUUUUUUGGUGCCAAAAACAUACGCCAUUUUGAAGUGCAGCCGGGAAGGCCUCAUACUGUUUUGAUUACAGUGGGUUUGUUUUUCUAGGAGAUUUUUUGAAAGACUGAAGCACGGCAACCCCACAAACCUCCUUGAUCUACCAGGUGCAACCAUAAACGUUAAAAGCGACACAUACAGAUCAAUAGUUGAGCCUUUUCUUUGCUGUCAAGCUUUAUAGCCUUAAUACAAACAUUGGUUUUGUACAACAGGGGAAGGACAAAAAAAAGUUGCUGUUGACCUUCUCUGCCUCAUCGCUUUUUCUGACAUUAAGUCACUGCAAUAAAUAACGGAGCAGAGUUCCAGGCAUGCCUCGGGUCAAUGUUUAUGACCAGUAUUGGCCAGAAUGUGGAAACCUUUCAGUACAGAUAUAUUAGAUCCUCACAAUCUGUCUUAAUGCAUAUACUAUAGAUAUACAACACAUAUGCUCGUUUCGCUUCCUUUAAGAUAUCUGUCUGAGGUGGAAACUUUGGUGCAAAGUUGCUCUAACAUCUGGAAGUUAGGCUGAGAUUCUUUCCCAUCAGCAAGUCCUAUUUCUUUUCAAAAUAAGCAUAAUCAGUUCAUUGAAAUAAUCCCAAAUCGAGGCUUUACGUAUGUUUUUAUAAUAAACAUGUUAUUUGAGAGAUUGUUUUUAUGUUUCUGUAUUCACUGUGCUAAGACACUAAUAAACAUAUUCCUUUUUUUUUAACUA